CAGAUAGCUCAACAUGAACUUUAACUGUCAAGAUCAUUUUAAAAGUGAACAGAACAGUAUUUUUCCUUCUGAGAGCUGGCUACGGGAUUCUGAGUUUCUCCUGCAGUACUGUCCUGUUCACUACCAUUUCCUAAAGCAGGACAUGGAGCUAUGUUGUGUUCUUCACGUUAGGUGCUAAUGAAGUUAACUUCCUUCAUCAGUGGAAAUGCAGAUCCAUGAAAUUACAUUUUGUGCAAGUUGUUGUUAACUGUGUUGGCAAUGUCUAUGAUUUUAUCUGCCUCUGUGGUCCGUGUGAGGGAUGGACUCCCACUGUCUGCAUCUACUGAUUAUGACCAGAGCAUGGGAAUGCAAGAAUGUAGAAAAUAUUUUAAAAUGCUCUCAAAGAAACUUUCUCAACUUCCUGAUAGAUGUACUCUGAAAACUGGGCAGUAUAAUAUAAACUUUAUAAGUUCUCUGGGAGUAAGCUAUAUGAUGUUGUGCACUGAAAAUUAUCCCAGUGUCCUGGCUUUCUGCUUCCUGGAUGAGCUUCAGAAGGAAUUCAUCACUACCUACAAUAUGAUGAAAACAAAUACUGCUGUCAGACCGUACUGUUUUAUAGAGUUUGAUAAUUUCAUUCAGAGGACCAAACAGAGAUACAACAACACACGUUCUUUGUCAACGAAGAUGAAUCUUGCUGACAUGCAGACAGAGAUCAAACUGAGACCACCUUACCAAAUUUCCUUGUCAGAACUUGGUUCAGCUAAUGGGUUUGCACAUUUGUCUGUGUCUGAAUAUAAGGGUACUGGUAAGAUAUCUGCAGCUCCUCAUCAGCGCCUGGAACCUGUGACUCUGCCAGGGAUUGUCUCAUUUGUGCUUAGUCUGUUAUGUGGGGCUUUGAAUUUAAUUCGUGGCUUUCAUGCCAUAGAAAGUCUUCUCCAGAAUGAAGGUGAAGAUUUCAGCUAUGUUAUUGCAUUUUUCCUUGGAACAGCAGCCUGUUUGUACCAGUGUUACCUGUUUGUAUACUACACAGGCUGGAGGAAUGCCAAAUCCUUCCUGACUUUUGGGUUAAUUUGCUUGUGUAACAUGUAUCUGUAUGAACUGCGCAACCUGUGGCAGCUCUUCUUUCAUGUGACUGUGGGAGCAUUUUCUACCUUACAAAUUCGACUGCGACAACCACAGGGAAAGUCCCCCGAUUACAAUGUCUGACAAGUCCUGGAACAAUUAGAGGCAGUCUUGUUCCAACAGUUACUCACUCUC
Nestor notabilis (Kea) is the source of this 1236-nucleotide messenger RNA. It is a transcript of the gene SEC22A, whose product is annotated as SEC22 vesicle trafficking protein homolog A (S. cerevisiae). The record is from RefSeq and is a predicted model, not a curated record. Lineage: Eukaryota; Metazoa; Chordata; Aves; Psittaciformes; Psittacidae. The coding region runs from base 259 to 1185 and encodes 308 amino acids. The transcript has 7 exons. Gene Ontology annotation, biological process: endoplasmic reticulum to Golgi vesicle-mediated transport.